AGUGUGCUUAAAGGGGACGCGCCUGUCUGCAGUCGCUCGGUUCUGAUUCAAACACAGAUUGUGCAAAAUGAAGCUUGUAUUUCUGAGCCUGUGGACAAUGACAGGACGGUCUGCCCCCGGGCCCGAUGUGCUCAUCUCAUUUAGCAGCAGCGGUGUCAAUUAAAAAGGUCCACUCAUGGAGGUUGGCAGCAGCUGUGCCCCGAGCCGCGCACCGGGGUCUGUGGUGCAGGUGAGCUUCCCCGCCGUGCAGACCUCCGUCCUGGACAGUCUGAACCAGCAGAGGGCGCAGGGACAGCUCUGUGACCUCUCCAUCCAUGUACAGGACCAUGUGUUCAAGGCUCACCGCUGCGUGCUGGCCGCCUCGUCACCCUACUUUCAUGACCAGGUGCUUCUGAAAAACAUGUCCACCGUCUCGAUCCCUGCGGUGAUGGACCCUCUGGCCUUCGAGAGCGUCUUGAGCUGCGCGUACACGGGUCAGCUCCGCAUGCUUCGAGACGACAUCGUAAACUACCUCACUGUGGGAAGCGUGCUGCAGAUGUGGCACAUCGUCGACAAAUGCACUGAACUCCUGAAGGAAAACCGGGCUACGGCGACCACGGGGACUACGGCGGGGGGAUCUGAAGGAGGCGAGGUCCCAAACGAGGAUGCGAUCAGGAACGGGAGAGCGCUGGCGAACCCGGGCUGCAGCAGUAGCAAUGGGAACAGUGGGGCGACUAGUGGAGGGGAAGGUUCAAGCUCACAGCAAGGCGCUUCAAGUGAAAUCCACGGCGCAAAUCAGUCCAAUCACCAUCCGUCGUUGAGCGAAAGCCAGUCGCCGAGCAGCACCAACUACUUCAGCCCCAGAGACGGUAGCGGUUUUGGGGGGAACGCGGCGGCUACCAGCGCCUUGGGAGACGGAGCGGGGUCCAGCCACACCCCCAGCUACUGCACGCCGUCGGGAGGGGAGGAGGCGUUUCUCAUCGAAGAGGAGGAGGAGGAAGAGGAGGAGGAGGAGAUGUUGUAUCACCAAAGGAAAAGAGCGCGAGUGGGAGGCAGCGCCCGGAGGAAGAAGGCGAGCUCGCUGUCGGAACAGGAAGUCGGGGUCAGCGAUAGUUUCGGUGUGUCGUCGUAUCAGGAUGGCGAGGAGCAGAAGCGGCCGGCGUACUCCCAGCCCAGCAUCAUGCCCCGCAAACAGUGGGUGGUGGUGAAAACAGAGCACACAGACGACGAUGACCUCAUAGUGGUGUCUGGAGAAGAAGCCGGAGACGACGAAGAGGAGGACGAAGAGAGAGAGGCCGAACUGUCCAGAGAAAGAAACGAUUUUAACAUUUCCAACGUGCGGAGUCUGUCUGCCGAACUCGCCAACAGAAGUGAAACAGACAUGGAGUCACAGGGGGACUACUGCCCGACUCCAGAGGACUACCUCAAGUUCGAAGGCAGUUUGAUGGAGCAGACUUUGGCUCAGCAGCUGCACGAGAGCUCCGCCCACAGCUCCAACCGCGUGUCUGCGUUACUGGGUCAGGUCCAGUCGGCCGCCUCCGCCAGGGCCCUCUUCCCCCUCGACAUGCAGGGGAACCAGAUCCUCCUCUACAGCCAGGCUCCCGCUCUCUCCAUGGACUCUGGCACCGCUCCUCUCGGGAUGCCGGGUAGUAUGAUCCCAGGAGGAGCUUUUAAGAGUCCGAACUUGGAGCACGGGGCGGCACAUCUCGCUCUCCAAAGCGGUUUAGACGGAGGAGAUGGUAGCGGUGUAGGAGCUAGUGGAAAUAACUCUUCAUCAGGUAAGGUUUUCAUGUGUCACUGCGGGAAAACCUUCACUCACAAAAGCAUGCGCGACCGUCACAUAAACAUGCACCUGGACCUGCGCCCGUUCCACUGCCCGGUCUGCUCCAAGAAAUUCAAAAUGAAGCAUCACCUCACGGAGCACAUGAAAACCCACACGGGACUCAAACCCUACGACUGUUUGGGGUGCGGGAAGAAAUUCAUGUGGCGGGACAGUUUUAUGAGACAUCGCGCUCACUGUGAGAGGAGGGGAGGAGCCGGCGAGGGAGGAGAAAGAGGAGGAGGAGGAGACGGGGACACGAGGAGACUCAGCGAAGACGGGGGAGAGAUGAUGUCGUCACCUCAUUUGGUCAUGUCCGAAACGGGGGGAGGAGGAGGAGGAGGAGGAGGGAGGGUGCAUCACGGGAACAGCGGCGUGACCAACGGCAGCAACAUGGCGCUGCUCGGACAGGCCUCUCAGAAUCAUCAGGGAUCGGGGAUGUUCGCGGGUCUGGCGAUGGGGCGGAGUCUGUGCGAGGAGGACGCCUGUGAAGUCAAUCAAAGUAGCGUGACAUAAACCAAAAUCAUUGUGAAACGGGUGCCUAUAUUUUCAACAGUAAAUCCUCUUCUUUGUUGUUCUAAACUUAAAUGCAGUACUUCUUAUUAUUAAAGUGCAUAUGACAGGUUUUCUUCUUUCUGUAAGUAUUAUUUACUGCGUUUGGUGGAGUAGGACCCGUAGUAAAUAUUGUUUCUUCGUUUUAAACCAGUUAAAUAUGAGAUUAUGAAGAAAUCUUGAAAAAAACGUAACAAGCAGGAAGUAGCCCUAAAGGGAUCCUGCUUUCUGUGUCAUAAAACUUUCCUGCAGCAAAACUUGAAUGGUAUUUUGGUGAUUUGAAUGGCGGCGUGUGUAGACGUAGCGGUUUCUCACUCUCCCAGUCGAGAAACGUACCGUAUUUUUCAGACUAUAAGUCGCUCCAGAGUAUAAAUCGCACCAGCCAAAAAAUGCACAAUGAAGAAGAAACAAACGUAUAUAAGUCGCACUUUUUGGGGGAAAUUUAUUUUAUAAAAUCAGGGACCAGGAACUGACAUUUUAUCUUGAAAAGCAAGUAAUAGUAAUAACAACAGAACAGAGAACAACAGGCUGAAUAGGCGUUAAUAUGUUAACGUAACAUAUUAACAAUUAUUCAGAUAACUAUAGCAUAAACAACAUAACAUUACCAAGCUCUCGAUCUCACUCCAAAUCACUAAAUCCAUUGAAUUCUUCAUCCUCGUUGUCGCUUUUGAGCAACUCCGCGCAAUUUCGGUCGUCACUAAAGUCCAGGCUUUGUCGAUCCCUCCAGUGAAUUCCAUGAAAGUUGCAUGCUGCACCCUCCCAGUUGCUGUUGAGCGGUGUUUUCCAUUCCCCUUUCUGCCAGUCCCUCACAAGUUUCUCGCUCACUCCAAACUUUCUUUCUGCUGCCCAAUUACCGUUUUCUGCUGAAUAUUUCUCUACUUGCAACAGGACAGAGGCUUUUUCUGCAAGAGACAUGCACAGAACACUGACACGCAAGCCUAGAGCCUCUUGCGGCUGUCAGUCUGAAAAUUUUAAUAUGUAAGUCGUACCGGAGUAUAAGCAGGACCACCCAAACCAUGAAAAAAAAGUGUAAUACGGCAAAAAAAAAUAAUACGGUAAUUUUGAUUUGUUUGUAUGUCUAGUACAUGUGAAGAAAAACUUUGAAAACAGAACAUUCCAUAAAAAAGACAGGGACAGUUUUAAUCAAGCAACACCAUUUUAUCUGAAAUUUUAAACAUUAUUUUAACAAAGUAAAGGCGUAAUUUUGCACAUUUUUAUUUGUCAAAUAACUACUGUGUAAAUUAGGUGAGCUUUGGUCCUGGUUAUGGAAUUACCUCUGUUUAAGUCACAUCUGCUGCCUGUUUCCAACCAGGAAGCACAAUUACAGACUUUACCAAAAUGGUCAAAUUAGGGAAAGCUAAGCAAAGUAAAUGACAAAAAUCUAUUAAAUCAAUUAAUGAAAUGUGGUGUUCAAAUUGAAUUGUUUGGAAGAAAAUCGAUUUUUACUUUCCCCACUUUCUGGUAUUGCAAAUUGUAUUAAAAAUGUAAGAAAGGUCUCUCACUUUGGUGACAGGAGCAGAGUUUAGUGCAGCGGCAGGUGAUGCUCUGAAUUCAGUGACAGUGUCGGGGCGGCAGGUUUAACGCAGUAGUUUAAUUUUAUUUUAAGAUUUUAAGAUUUCCCCAGUGGCUUAAAUGUGAUCAUUUAAUACAAUCUUUUCAGUUUUCUCCAUUCUCUCCACUAAAAUGUUCUGCAAAGUCAAAUUGAAGAUCGUCUCAGCCCUCAGUGCACUGUGUAACUUUUCUGUUGGAGGGUGCGCCACCUGCUUGUCUCCAUGGAGAUGUUAUUGUUUUGUCUGGAAUGUCCCGGUUUGGCAUUGAAUGCAUCCAUAUUGCAUUUACUCAGUAAUGUGGGUUUUUAUUGAGCUAAAAACUUGCAUUCUUACUGUGAGUGGGCACGCCUCUUCACAGAUCUGACAUGUAAUUUGCCCCUGUGGCAUCUCUGUCUGUUUCCGUGGAUGAUAAAUAGGUGUACGGCCAUACUGUGGAACAUUCCAGGAAGCAUCUUCAUGAGGAAAAGCAGGUGAUAGUCCCUCUUUCAGAAAAGUUACACAAUGCACCUUUAAAUACCGUAUUUUCCGCACUAUAGGGCACUCUGUAUUAUAAGACAAACUUUGUCAUUGAAUGGUCUAUUUUUGAACUUUUUUCACAUAUAAACCGCACCGGACUAUAAGCACAUUAAACGAAACACAACAGUUGGAUAAGUCAGUCAAAUUUUAUUUAACGCAUUCACAAUAAUAACAAAAACACUGUCUGAGAUGCUAAAUUGUUAGUGUAUUCACAAUAACUCUUAAUUGUUCAAACAGUUGGGCGAUUACAGCUUCCAGCACGCCUGCAUCCCCCUCGUCAUUAUCUGAGUCAGUGUUGUUACUGUUCCCUGGCAGUUCAGUGAUGAUUCUGGUCUUGGUGAAAGCUCAGACCACAGUUGAUACUGAUCCUUAACCCGGGCGUCCACGAUCCGUUGGCAGAUCGUGGUGUAAGCCACACGGCGCUGUCUCCCUGUCUUUCACUUUAUAAUAACCUUGAGUUUAAAGUCCGUGUUGUAAGCGUGUCUCUUGACAGGUGCAUUUUGAUAUUAAAAGGAAUCACAGUAUGUAUUACUCCGCGAUGCUCCUGACUACGGAAGUGGUGGUGCGGCUUUGUAGUUUACUAAAGUCAUACUAAGACACCCAAAUAAAUUUAUAUAUAAGGCGCUCUGGAUUAUUGGAUUAUUAAGGCGUACAGUCGUUUUUUGAUGAAAUUAAAGGCUUUUAAGUGUGCCCUAUAGUGCGGAAAAUACGGUAUAUAAAUUAAACAUACAAUUAUAAAGAAGUUGAUUGUGUUUUGUGGAAAUGAGUGUAACCUGUCAUAUGCACUUCACAACCUCUUGCUUGCAUUUUUCGUAGUUAAGAUGUUGUAUGCACAAAGUACUUAAGACUUCAAGUGUUUUCAGAUUUCUAUUUGAUUGUUGUGAAGUGACUGUGUUGAACCUAAUACCCACAAACUCUAUCAAGAAACCUCAGCUCGGAGAAGUGGCCUCACUGUAGUGGACCUCAGAGUUUGAAUGUGUGUUUCAUACCAAAAACAGUUCAGUGCUAGUGCCAGUAUCAACUAUUAUCCACGAUGCAGUCCAUUUAUCUACUUUGUUCAUCUACUUUAUACCAUGGGAAGUUCAUGUUAAACUACAGUUAAUACAGUAUAAUGCACAAGUAGUUCCGGCAAAAGCCAAAUCACCGUUCUAUAUCACUGCUCUGCGGCCAUCGUCAUGAACAAAUCCUCAAAUGCCUUGGAUAGAGUGACCAGACGUUCCCUAUUUACCCAGGACAGUCCCAGUUUUGAGCCCUGUGUCCUCUCUACCAGCAGAUUUAUACAAAACUGUUGAUUUGUCCCAGUUUUAUACAAAAAACUGUCCCAGGUGUUCCUAUUUUUAACCAAUCUUAUACCUGCCAACAGUAAAGAGAGGCACACAUGGUCAGUUGUUUAGAUAAAAUACAGAAAAGCUGCUGAAAGAGACAGUGAGGUUCCUAGUGAGCCAGAGUGUUGGAGACGUGUGGAGACACUUUAUUAAAUAUUCCAUUCAGUCCUUGUAUUUGCAGAGGUCACUGGUGCUAGACCAGUGCAUGUCAAUGGCCAUAGUUAUCCUGUUGCUAAAAACAGUCUUACACACUCCACAAAACACCCAAAGUAAAUCUGUUAUUACACCAGACUGUUGAUCUAAAUGUCUGUGUUGAUAGAAUCAUUUUAGAAGUAAAACCAACCUUGCAUUUGAAGGAUUUAUGUCUGAGCAGCAGCGAGUUGUACUUCCUGAUAGAAAGCUUGACAGUGAUAUAUGAGAAAAUAGUCCCUCAACGCGUGAAGAUUCAUGCUGCAAGGUUAGUUUUAUUUCAAAUAUUAUUCUGACGACACAGACAU
Boleophthalmus pectinirostris (great blue-spotted mudskipper) is the source of this 6238-nucleotide messenger RNA. It is a transcript of the gene zbtb22b, whose product is annotated as zinc finger and BTB domain containing 22b. The record is from RefSeq and is a predicted model, not a curated record. Gene Ontology annotation, molecular function: protein binding; RNA polymerase II cis-regulatory region sequence-specific DNA binding; DNA-binding transcription factor activity, RNA polymerase II-specific. Bases 176 to 2314 code for a protein of 712 amino acids. Lineage: Eukaryota; Metazoa; Chordata; Actinopteri; Gobiiformes; Gobiidae. Gene Ontology annotation, biological process: regulation of transcription by RNA polymerase II. The transcript has 5 exons.